AUGGUGCAAAAGCUCAGAAUCGCCGCCGCCGGCCUCGGCCGCAUGGGCAAGCGUCACGCCAUCAACUUCUUGCACCGCACUCCUCGGGCACAGCUCGUGGCCGCCUUCACGCCCGACCAGAACGAGCUCGCGUGGGCAAGACAGGAGCUCGAGCCCCACGGCGUCAAGCUGUACACCGACUACGACGAGAUGCUCACGCACGAGGGCCUCCAGGCCGUCGUCAUCGCCACCGUCACCAAGGUCCAUGCCGAGGAGGCCAUCAAAGCCAUCAACAAGGACCUCCACGUUCUUUGCGAGAAGCCCAUCUCUCUCGACCUUGCCAAGUCUAUGGAGGUCAUCACCGCCGCCCAACACAAGCCUCACCUCAAGGUCAUGUGCGGGUUCUCUCGGCGCUUCGACGCCUCUUACCGCGAUGCGUUCGAGAAGAUUGAGAGUGGCUUGAUUGGCAGACCCUCCAUCAUCAGGUCUCAGACAUGUGACAAGCACGACCCCAGCGGGUUCUUUGUCAAGUACGCCGCCCUCAACGGAGGAUGCUUCGUCGACAUGAGUGUCCACGACAUUGACCUCUCCUUGUGGUUCUUCGGUGAGGACUCGCAGGUCAAGUCCGUCUCCGCCUCGGGCAUCACCGCCGUUUCCCCCGAGCUGAAGGAGCACGGCGACUGCGACAACGCCGUCGGCAUCGUCGAGUUCUGGGGCGGCAAGAUCGCCUACUUCUACAACUCGCGCAUGAUGGCUCACGGCCAGGAGGACACCACCGAGCUCAUCGGCACCGGCGGCAAGCUCACCGUCAACGGCAACCCCCAGGCCAACUUCGUCAACUACUAUGGGCCCCAGGGCAUCACGAGGGAGGUGCCGGCCCACUACUACGGCCGCUUCGAGUACGCCUUCGUCCAGGAGGCCAACGAGUUCACCGCCGCCGCGCUCGACAACACCAGGCUACCGCUGAAGCUCACCAACGCCGUCAAGGCCGUGCAGAUCGGGUCCUACCUGCAGGAGGCUCUGGAGACAGGGAAGAAGCUGUACUUUGACGAGAUCGGCCGCCGCGUGGACAAGCAGGCGAAGCUGUAG
This is a messenger RNA of Colletotrichum destructivum, 1068 nucleotides long. RefSeq names its product Putative gfo/Idh/MocA-like oxidoreductase, NAD(P)-binding domain superfamily. Gene Ontology annotation, cellular component: cytoplasm. The record is from RefSeq and is a predicted model, not a curated record. Lineage: Eukaryota; Fungi; Ascomycota; Sordariomycetes; Glomerellales; Glomerellaceae. Gene Ontology annotation, molecular function: nucleotide binding; oxidoreductase activity. Gene Ontology annotation, biological process: NADPH regeneration. The transcript has 3 exons. The coding region runs from base 1 to 1068 and encodes 355 amino acids.